GUCCACGGUAGACACUCUGCAAAGAAAUGGAGCGGCGCUAGUGGUGAUCACCAACGAGCAUGGCAGCAGCGACUUUGCUCGAGGCGAUUCGAAUCGCGGACAAGGUUGGCACAAGAUCCACGAACACAAACUCGAGCAAGGUCUGUAGAAACCCAUGUAGGAUCCUCAUCGCGGCGGUCGGCUAUGUCCGAGACUACCUCAAGCAAAUCCAAGAUCUCAACUUCACGAGCAACGGGCCAGCCUUCGUGUGGGACGAAACCGUGGCUGUCCUUCACAGAGGCCUCCAUCUCCUCAAGUCAUGCCAAGAUGGCGAUUGGAUCGCCCGGAGCCUGCUGUUCGAGGAAAGCUGCGAUGAGUUCCAGAGCAUUUACCACGAGAUCUACAACUGCGUCGAGCUCGUCAGCGUCUAUCUCUUUCAGCUGGCACCGUCCACCUCGCACAGAUCCAGGAUUGCCGAGGCUUACAACUCGUGCCUCAUGAGGCAGAACUCGAGCAGCAUGCUGGAAGAAGCCGGAAGGAACGAUCGGAAGGAGCUCAUGGCUCUCGCAAUGAACCAAGAGCCGGGAAGCCUGACGACCGAGACAGAACGAGCCAAAGAGAUACUCUGCUCCAUGCUCCUGGGAAACAAGUCAGUGAUCAACCACAAGGAAUUGAAGCUGAGAACACACCUGGGACAAGGAGCUUACGGAACCGUGUACGAAGCAAUCUGGCUCGGUCACAAGUUCGCGGUGAAAGUCUUCGCUCAAGGUGACACCAGCUUCGCCAAAGAGCUCGCGGUUCUCGGAGCUCACAAGCAUCCCAACGUGUUGCACAUUGCUGGCCAUUCUUUCGAUGGAGAGAAGCAGCGGUACUCGCUGGUGAUGGAGAAGAUGGACAUGGACCUGGCAAACUACCUCCUCAAGAAGAACUCCCUCUCGUUGCUGUCGAUCGUGGCAGUGAUGGCUACUGGCAUGGCUUGGCUUCACUCGAAGAACGUAAUCCACCGGGACCUCAAGCCGCAGAACAUCUUGGUUGGCGAAGAAGACAACGAUCUCGUGAGUAUCAGGAUUGCCGACUUUGGAGUCUCGAGGCCCGAUUUCAUCUCCUCCCUCAUCAGCGAAGCCACCCCCAAGCAAGGCACCAGAAACUUCAUGGCACCAGAAGUGUGGACCAGCGAGCGCUACACGAAGAAGGCCGACGUUUACAGCUACGGGAUGCUGAGCUACCAGCUUGUCACUGGAAACAUUCCGUUCAAGGUCGGGAUGGACAUGGAGCAAGUCCUUCGAGGCGAGCGUCCUGAGAUACCAGCCACCUGUCCAGAGUUCCUGUCGCAGCUCAUGCGGGAAUGCUGGAACCACGAUGCAAAAGAGAGGCCUUCCUUCUCCGAUAUCUGCAAGCGGCUGAAGCAGCUCAAGUCCAGGAUCAUCACUGGCACCGACUCCAUCGACGAGUUACGAGCCAAGUUGGUUGAAGCAGCCAGGUCAUCUUCCUCUUCUUCGUACUCGUCGUCUUCCUCGUCCUCGUCGCACAGCAGGACUCGAGUGAACCUGGAUUCUCUUGUCCAAGCGACUGAGAAGCUUUGGACCCAAAAUCGCCCGCCUUCUCGUGUCCAGCCGGUACCACACCGUCCUCACCAAGUCGCACCAUUACCAAAACCAGAUAAAAGGACCGAGCUCUUCGAACUGGUAAAGAACGGCCUCAUCAUAAACGCCUUCGAGAAAGCUCUGUCCCUGAACGAUCCUUCCACAGUCUGGUGGCUUUGCACCAAGGUAGAGCAUACCGUGCUGCUUGUCUUCAGUGAAUCGAUGCUCAUGGCACUGGCCGAGAAAAUCAACACCAACUUCACGGAAGACACUGCUCGCAGGCUGGUCUGGAUCGACGAGAUUGGCGACUUGCUGUUAAAAGACCGCAAUGGAUGGGCAUCACCUCGGAAGAUGAGGAUCCUGGAGCAGCUUUCACAGAACCUCCACGGUAUGAUGGCCAUAACACCACCAAAGAGUGAGCUGCGCAUGACCUUGACGAACAUGCUGGAAGGCACCAACAUGUGGCUGCAGCGUGUCCGGGUUGCAGUGGAAAACAAAGUUCGAUACAUGAGCAUCGUUGGCGGAUAUUUUCCAGCGGAACACCGGUAGUUUCUGGAUGUUGAUGUCCUGGCAUAAAACAUGCUUCACCUUACCCUGGCCAGCAAAACUUACGAGGAAAAGAAUGAGCUCAACAGCCGUGACCUUUGGCAAGCUGAAGAUCUUGCUCCCCAACUGAAAUCGCUUGCUCGCUCGCCUAAACCCUAAUUUCGCUCAGUUAAUGAUCGAUUCCAGCCUGGAUUUGAAUUGAAAGGGUUGCGGCACUGCUUGCUGCCGCUGGAGACGAUCUGAUGUCCCUGUUGCUACAAGGGAAGGCUUCCUUGGGCUGGAGAUUUGCUGAUGCUGCCAAGAGGCCUCUCUUCUUGUUGGGCACUAGGCGUGGAAUUGCUGUGCGAAAGGGCCUUGAGGCUGAUGGAGAGAUCACAUUCGAGUGGGGCAGAUGGAGCUGGUUCCUGAUGGGUCCUGAUACAAGCUGGGGUGUGUGCAAGCUUGGAUACCAUGCUGCUGCUGCUGUUCAACACCACAAGAUGCUGAUUUCAUGAGCUCGGCUUUUCUGGCUGAGUGGGGAGUGAGAUAGGGUUCCCAGUGGUAGUUUUUUUUUUUUUUAGCCUUUGCAUACUGAUCUCGGAGCAAUAGAGUUUUUUUCUUUUCUUCCUUAGUUUUCAACAUGGACAACACAAGUAGCCUGUGGAUUAAUGAGGUACAAUAGAAGAGGAUCUAGCCCAGCUUGAUUAGGAAUUUCCACUGUUGGAGCUUACAUGAUCUCUUUUUGUUGAAGACAUGAAAUGCUGAAUUAAGCCAUACUGACAGUAUGUAUAGAAUCUGGCCACCUGCAACAUAUGUCAAUAAGCCA
Messenger RNA from Selaginella moellendorffii, 2913 nucleotides. Its product is annotated as protein-tyrosine kinase 2-beta-like. The coding region runs from base 60 to 2111 and encodes 683 amino acids. Gene Ontology annotation, molecular function: ATP binding; protein kinase activity. The record is from RefSeq and is a predicted model, not a curated record. NCBI's taxonomy places the organism in Eukaryota, Viridiplantae, Streptophyta, Lycopodiopsida, Selaginellales, Selaginellaceae. Gene Ontology annotation, biological process: protein phosphorylation. The transcript is spliced from 4 exons.